This is a messenger RNA of Caenorhabditis angaria, 1140 nucleotides long. The record is from the annotation of a GenBank genome assembly. NCBI's taxonomy places the organism in Eukaryota, Metazoa, Nematoda, Chromadorea, Rhabditida, Rhabditidae.
AUGUCAUACAUAUUUUUAGUGACUUUGAUUGGUAUUCAAAAGUUAUCCGAGAGUUGUAUUCCGACACAACAAAUCGAUGUAACUAGUGAGUUUAUCUUUUCCCGUCAGCUGACAUAUUUUUUCAGAAAUUUCUGUGAGCUUUUGAAUUUCGAAAUUUUGCCAUUCUUGAAAAUUUCCGCAACGAAUGAAUCUACUUGAAUGUUUUAAACAUUUUUUUCAAAUGUUCAGCCACUACUCCGACCACUACAACAACAACAACACCACUCUAUGAAUGUGUUGAUUCGACAUGGACAAAAUUCGAUAGAGGCACAUAUUUUUGGUGUAUGAAAAUUUUCAUUGAAGGAAUAUUGGCUCAAGAAGCUGUUAUGUAUUGUGCAAUGUUGAAUAGUGCAGCAGUUCCAAGUGGUAAAUUAUAAACCGAAGACUAAAUUCACCAAUUCUUGUAUUUAUAGGAUUUCAAAAUUCUGGUGAAGUAACAACAAUGAUGAAUGUAGCAAGAGGAACUACUGGUGGAACAAAUGCUCGUUUAACAAUUGGAGCAUAUCGAAGAGCAGCCUGUGAAGGUGUAAUUGGAGUUGAUGCAAGUUGCACACAACUCAACUCUUUUUAUUGGACAGAUGGCUAUACGAGUGGAACUACACAACAUGUCAAACAGCAAUCGGUGAGAGUGAAAGAGACGAAAAGAUAUUGAAAUCGCGCGUGAUCUACAGCGAUUUACAUUUGCGGGUCUAGGAUUUGUGAAAUUUAGAAAUAGGCUUCAGCUUGACUUUUGAGAAUUCAUUCUUGAACUUUCACUGUACAAAGCGACUAAAAGUCAUCCUCAAUUUUUUUCGAAACAAAAAAUGUUUAGCAACCGCAAUUUCAAAAAUUAUGGAUUUUCAGACCCACAAAUUUUUAAUGUACCUUUGAUCUAUUUUUCUCUAAGUCUUCUUCACUCUCACCGAUUGCCAAUUUUCAUUGGGCUGACAUGAUGUGACUAAUGGAUUUGUUUGGAGAAGUGGAUCACCAGAUAAUUCUGGAGGAGCUUCGAUUCCACAAAUGUAUAUGAUUGUUGAUUCAACUGAUGAUAAAAUGGAUGAUGCUUAUGGUGGUGAUUAUUAUGAAGGAGCUGUUUGUGGAAUGUUAGCUAUGGCUGUUUAA